Molecule: messenger RNA, 4882 nt
Organism: Linepithema humile (Argentine ant)
Lineage: Eukaryota; Metazoa; Arthropoda; Insecta; Hymenoptera; Formicidae
Product: zinc finger CCCH domain-containing protein 13
Cellular component (GO): RNA N6-methyladenosine methyltransferase complex
Molecular function (GO): metal ion binding
Source: RefSeq, a predicted model, not a curated record
GCCGCAAGCCGCAAAGUUUCGGGACUUUCGGGUGUAACCGAGUGAUUUCGGUUUUGCCGAAUGAAUAUCGUGGGAUAAUUGUGAAUAAUCGGUACGAUACUUUUUACAGUGACAUCCCGGACGAAAGCGAUGUUUAUUUUCGCACAUAUCCCGCGCCGAGAUCGCAUUGCAUGACGAUUUCGCACGGCGCGUGAACACCUGCAUGCUUGCAGUUAUGUGCUUCCAUUGUGAAAAUACAAGUGCUUUAUGGUGAUAAUAUGUCAAAACCAAACAUAAGGAAGAUAACGGCUGACCCUACGAAAUGUAAUACAGACUCUUCUCGACGGCCGAGUGUGUUUGAGAGGUUAGGCACCAAACCAGCGAUCACCGCCGCCUCCGCUCAGAAUACAUCGGAUUAUUGCAGAAAUUGGGCUUUGAACGGCAGUUGUUCCUACGGAAAGAGUUGCAAGUACGCAAAUACACAUACAUUAAUAAGUCCAUCCAAACGAGCUAAGAAAGAUAAUGCAAUCGCAAGCACAUCCGGGCUCAUUGAGGACCCUUUUAAACGACUCACAUCGAAGAUUGUAAAGAAAGCAUCUCAUAGCCCAGACUUAAAUAUAGAAGAGUGGAAUCAAACAGAUCUCGAGUACGAGGACGAGAAGGUAUUAGAGAGACGGCGGCAAUUAUUAAAACGGGAACUGGAUCUACAAAUGAAGAAGGAUAAAGAAGUACAUGGCAAGGAUAAAGUAAAACAGAAGAAGAAAGCUAUGAGUUCCUCUUCUAGUUCGCGCACUUCUAGCACAUCUAGCAGCAGCAGCAGUUCUAGCAGUGAAGACUCAUCUUCCACGUCAACGUCAGAUUCGCGAAAAAAGGUCAAGAAGAUCAAAACCAAGAGACAUCAUGGUGCUUCCACAGAAUACGAUGAGGAUAAAGAAAGAAAGAGAAAACUGAAGCUCAAAAGAUUGGGAGCAAAGAACGAUAAGGCUAUCAGCAAGAAGAAACGCAAGCUGGAAAUUAAUUCCACGAAGAAGGAUAUCACUGUGAGAGCAAUCAAGAAACACGGAGCGUCCGUAUCCAGAAAGCAUUCUAGUUCGUUACACAGUAGGUCGCCCACAAUACAACAAGGACCUGCAAGUGGUGUCACGUCUUCGUCAAGCGUAGUAUUGGGCUCCUCAGUUUCUGUAGCGCAUCACGCGUCAUCGACUAGCAAAAUUCGGGAGAGAAACAGAAGCGAAUCGCCGAAAGCUAUAAAGAGCAGCCGGGAGGUGGACAAGGAGGAAAGUAGGCAUUACAAAAAAGUGCGCGAUGUGGAUGAAUGUCUGUCGAAAGACACGAGUAGUCCAAAGACAAAGUGUAAAUCAUUUGAAAAAAUCAAAGAACAGCAGGAUAAGGAAAAAAGUCGUGCGAUCGACGAGAAAAUCAAGUCGGACGAGCGACAGAAAUCCAAGUGUAAGGACAAAGACGUGCGUUCGCGCACGCCACCGCCGCCGUCGUCAACGGACCGUUCGUCCAAGCACCAACACGUCAAAGAGACCGUGCCGUCAAAGGCGCGACGCAGUCGGACACCCGACAAGGCGUCGUUGAGAGCGCGGCGCGAUCUCACGCCGGCGAAGAAUCCGGAAAAGCAAGGCGGCUCGUCGAGUCGCGUGAGGGACAUGGAAAAAAAGGAGCGCGACUCGCACAAGAGGGACAAGAGCAAAGAGCGGGAAGACGCGCGAAAAAAUGAGCCGGCCUCUUCCGGCAAGGCAAAGCAAAUAGCGGUGCCGAGCCAAGACGAGGGCUAUCGAAGGGGCGCCACGAGCAAGGACAGCUUUGACGAGAAGACUUACGGCGGCGACAAGGCGCGACAGAAGAGCCGCGAGCGCCAACGAGAGAAAGAGAUGAGAGACGAUCGCCAUUCGAGGCUACCUCGCGAUCAGCGCCAGGAGCCUCAGCGCGACAAGGAUAAGGACGAGUCUCAGGAGCGCUGUCGCGGCGAGAGGCAGCGGGAACGGGAUCGCGACCGCGAUCGCGAUCGCGAGAGAGAGCGCGAACGCGACAGAGACAGAGACAGGGAUCGUGAUCGCGAGCGCGAGCGUGAUCGCGAGCGGGAGCGCGAUCGGGAGACGCGAGAGCGAGAUCGUGACCGCGAUCGGGAAAGGGAGAAACCCAUGAAAUCGCGGGAGAGAGAUGUGCCCGCUGUGGUUUCGUCCGCGACGCUGAGCCUGCCGGUGGACAAAAAUUCGCGUUACGGCAGCAGAGUCAAGGAACGACCGUUAAGUAAGGACGUGCCGUUUGAGAAGAGCAGCGGCGCUCGCGAGCGGAGCAGAGGUGAGCGCGAACGUGAGCGGUCCGAGACGAAGGCUCUCGCCGAGCGCGAGCGAGGCUCCGUGCAGUCGCGUCUGGACGGGAGAUACGAGAGGAGCGGCGUUGUCGGCGAGAAGGACAUGCCGCCGAGUCGCGGCAAGUCGAGCGUCAAUUCGCCGCGGGAUCGCAUGGACCGUUUUCGGGAAGCGUCCCUGGACCGUGCGUCCUUGCACGAGAAGAGCGGGCACGCUGCCACGUCAUCGAGCGUACAGUCGGCGGCGCCAAUGCCUUCCAUACCGACGACCCCGUCUUCGUCGGUGGCGGUCGGAGUGCCCGCCCUGUCGUCGUCCCGCGAUCACCUGCUAGAUAUGGUGGACAAUCACUACGAUAGAGACCGGCACCGAAGAUUCGGCGUGAGGUACGAGCGAGGACACGCGGAGCAGCACGGCGGCAGGAAGGAUCAGCCGCGCAUCGAAGCGAGUCGCGUCCCGAGCAAGAUCGACCGCAUGGUGGAUCGACGGGACACGAGCAGCCCGCGACGAGCCAUGGAGGUGGACAGAAACUUCGGUAGGAAUUACGGCAGAAUGCCGGAGCAUUGGGACGAGCAGGAGGAAUCGUCCUCCCACGUGGAAUAUCGAGAUCACGCUCACAUUCACGAGGACGACAGGCGGAAGACUGUCGAGGGCAGGAGAUACGACAGCCCUUUCGAGGAAAGACGCGUUGCUCGCGAGGAACGCACCAGAGAAUCGAGAUACGUCAUUCAGACUACGGAGCGAACGUCCUUCGACGAUCACCGUCACCAUCACCAUCAUCAUCGACAUCCUAUUUAUCCGGGCGAUAAAAUGAGAAGCGCCGGAGUUGGCAUUAGAGAUGAAAAUGUUUCUAAUGAAGAUUGGGAGGGACACCAUCGCGACGUAGAGCACGGCCGAGACCGAGGUUAUCCAACGGUGGAAUGGGAGGAGCGCGAAUGGCGCACGAGAUCGUUGUGGGAAGGCAGAGACAGUCUUCCACGCUCGGAAAUACACGAUGACGAGUGGAAUUCCCGAUACGACAAUUCUAUAUCUGAUUGGAAACCCAAUGAUGCGCGGAAGUGGGAUAAUCAGAAUGUGCAUGUUCGAUCGCAUUAUAGAAACGAGCGCUCGAAGGACUUGGAGCUCGGAGAAUCUGCACAACAUAGCAAAAGACGAUCGUAUAAUGCGCCGGAGGCAAGAGAAGAGCCGACAAUUCAUCCUUCCGCUAAACAGGCUGCUAUUUACGGCAGUAUGAAGGAUGAACCUAUCAAUAAGAAGCUGAUGGAACUCGCCGAAGGCAGAUCGUGCGCAACUCCUAGAGAAAAAUCAACGGACAAUUUCCAGAAAAAGAACUCGCAAAAGGAGAAGCCUGAAAUCAAGGAACCGAUCCUGACAGAACCGAAACGUCCCAUUGCCGAUGAAUCCUUGCAAACUCUUCACACUGAGAGCGAUUUGAGUGAUAUUAGUGAUGAUCCUGACGAUAUAUUGAACAUGGAGGAAGAUACUACGGAUAUGGAAACUAGUAAAGCACGAAUAAGUAAAAAAGCACCGGAUGCUGUUCACCGCGAUGCGCAGUUGGCCGCACAGGAGCCAACACAGCUCUCUCCGAAAGAAUCCAUGGAAGAAACUAUCUUCAGUUCCAAGUCAAAGGAUAAUGCCGAUAUGGUGUCAUUGAAAAAUAUGGAGGACGAUAAUAUGGAGACGAUGGACUUUGAAGAAAUUUCUGACGGUGAACUAGAAGAAGACAUUAAAACGAGCGGCAAAGGAUUAGGCGAUGCUUUAGGCGUCGAUUGGGAAUCUCUUGUGAAGGAAACGCAAGCGAGAAGAGCUGUGCCAUCCAAUCAAAACUCGACGAAUCGAUGGCAGUGUAAAGCUGUUUUCUACAGAAUCGGUAUAUCUAAAAAAUAUGCUGGUGAAGAUUUCAUGAAAAAACUGCUAAAAAAAUAUGAGAAGAAUGAUAAUAAAGAAUUCUUACUUGAUAAUAUCGCCUUAAUGCAUACGGCACUUGCGCGAAAUCGAUUGCUACAAGAUUUGGGCAAUGGCGCGAUGCAUACUGUGGACGAUUCUUUGUACAGAAAUAAUAAUGCGAGUUAUAACGAAGAUGUGGACUAUGAUUGGGAAACAUUGAAGCCAAAUGCUGCUUUGUAUGAGGAAGCGAAAUGUUUGUUACAGCAAAUAGUAUGAAAAUGUGAUACUUUAAAUUAUAAACAAUCAUUUUCUUUAUGUCGACUAUAAAAGUAUGUACAUAUUUACUACCUUUUUCAAUAAUCUAUUUCGCGAUGUAAUAAAUUUAUUACAUCUUGUCUUCUAAUCGAUAUGACUCUAUGAUCUAAUUGUUAGUUAAAUACAAUUUCCGCCUGAAUGAAUUUCUAUCACUUUGAUAAAGAUUGAUGUGUCUUUGCGCAUAUUGCGCAAAGUUUCGUGUUUAAUCGUGAUUAUUGAAUACGUAUUUGGUCAGAUUAAUAUGUGCUUAUGUGCAUUUUAUCAUGAUAAUGGUAUAUGUAUACAAAUUUUUGUAUUAUAUGAUAUAUAUAUGUCGUGCAUUAACGCACGGAAUCAGAUAAUCAGACUGUGAAAAUUAUAAUACAGAAUAAUGUGUCUCUUUA